AUGUACAUCACAAGAUUUCGGACGAAAAGAAUAGCGGCAUACGUUGGAAUACCAUACGCUCAGCCACCGAUCGAGUUCAGAAGAUUUUUGCCUCCAGAAUACACGGAUUUACCUCAAUGGGAAGGUGUGAGAAAUGCUACCAUUUAUGCUCCGGAUUGCAUGCAGAGUGACCCGAAAAAGGAGGAUGUGCAAAACCCAUUGAAGAAACAUGAUGAUCUGUUCAUGAAACUGUUAGACUCUCAAUUGGAGGAAAAGAGAAAGAAGGAGUAUUCCGAAGACUGUCUCUUUUUGAACGUGUAUGUGCCGGACGUUCCGCGUGAGGGAGCAAUCCUCCUCCUCCCGCCCCAGCCGCCGCAACUGGCGACACUACGGGCGUCGGGGAUCAAGGAACGAUCUCCAGCCACCGUAAGCACGGGCCUGCGGUUGGCGAGUAAGGGCAGCUCGCCACCCGACCAGAACCAGGCCCGAGCGUACGGCGCGUAG
This is a messenger RNA of Spodoptera exigua (beet armyworm), 483 nucleotides long. Lineage: Eukaryota; Metazoa; Arthropoda; Insecta; Lepidoptera; Noctuidae. The record is from the annotation of a GenBank genome assembly.